Molecule: messenger RNA, 15498 nt
Organism: Octopus bimaculoides (California two-spot octopus)
Lineage: Eukaryota; Metazoa; Mollusca; Cephalopoda; Octopoda; Octopodidae
Product: E3 ubiquitin-protein ligase UBR4-like
Molecular function (GO): protein binding; zinc ion binding
Source: RefSeq, a predicted model, not a curated record
AACUCCAGUUUGGUUUGUCGUCUUCACGCCCGCCUUGGCAGACAAGAUGGCGACUCCUCCUGCGUCGUUAUCUUACUGUUUAAAACCAUUACUAGCUGCCUCCUAUUCAGCGUUCAACAAAAAUGAAAUACCAGAUUUUUCAAGAGCCAUUUCUAAGAGUGAAGAUGAAAUCCUCCAUCAUGCAGAAGAAUAUGAAUCUUUUUACUCAACAUUUGUCGCCUUAUCAGCUCACUAUUUGGGAGCAAAUGCAGGUUCCGUUACAAAGGUUAAUUUACCAUGUGUCAUAUCUGCGACAAAAGUUUUAUUGGCUUUCCUUGUGAACAGAUUACAAAAACACAGUACCAAUUGUACUAUUUCACAGAAAUAUAUCAUGAUCUUAAUCAAAGGUUUGUGUGAAGGCACAGGUAGCCUCCUCAAACAAGACAUUGUGACAUUCACAGCACUUCUCAAGUCAGCAACAACCCCUGAUCACAUCACAGAAUCUUCUUCAGAAGAAGAACCUGAACCAAAAGAAAGCAAGAGACCCAGGCUAGAUUUUGGACAGAAUAUUUUUGACCAAUUAACCUCUGUCCUCGAGGAAGUAACCCCAUUUUCAAGUCACAUUUCAAAGUCUGAGGUUCCCGUUGAGACUCUAAAUUCUGAUGGUGACACCACUAUUGUCCAUGUUGCAGAUUCUCUGGAAGAAGUGCAGCUAUUAUUUGCCAAAAAAAACCUGUCCAACCUUCUUCAACUCAAUGGUAGUGAAAUACUUGUGGAUGUUUGCUCUCAUCUACCACUACUUGCCCGUUAUAUUCACCGGUGUAGGGAGGCUAUCAGUAGCACUUCCUUUGUCCUACCUCUCACAUUAUCUGAAGCUCUUACAGCUAGAAAUAGCUAUCCAUCCCUGCUAAAUGAUGUGCUAAUUGUAUGGCGAGCCUUUAGUCUACCAGUGCUGGAGCCAUUAACUCCACGGCAACUCGAAAAAAUCACCAUCGUCACUUUAGGUUGCCUUUACAGUUCAAUUGUUGUGGCAAUAUCAAACACCAUCGUUAACCUUGCUAGUGCAGUUCCUAUGAAAAAUCCUGCAAACAAAGAUGAAGAACUAGACAAUUGUGGAAUGACCAUUGUUCAAAAAACUCUUGAAAUUGUUAACAUUGUCUCAUCUGUGAUUAGAAACUCCACCCGAGCUGGUGGACAUGUGGUACAGAACUUGCAUAUGAUGGCUGCCUGGUUACUACUGAAAGGGUUACAGAGCAUUUUAUCUCUGACUCUCUACGUCAUACUUGAGCGCAAAGAUUCUACACGGACCAAAAGCCAAGAUUCUCAAAAAAGUUCUAAAGAAUCUCAAAAUAUUCGACCAGCUUCUGCAAAGAGUUUUCAAGGAUUUGGAGUUUUGUCUGUUGCUUUAGCAUCAAAUGCGAUCCAGCUGCUUUCAAAAUUACUUGAUGAUUUGCAAGUUGAAGGGAAUGUGGUCAAGGAGAAAGAUGAUGAAAUGAAAACCAGCAUUACAGCUGGAUUUACUGCUUGGCAGAGAGUGCACAAGCUAACAUGCUGUAUCAAUUUAACUGACUUGUUGUUCAACUUGGUAACAGUCUCUUUUAGAAAGGUUAGUAGUUUUAAAUUUCAUAAUGUCAGUUAUGCUUUUCACCUUUCAUAUUUUAUUUAUAUUAAGAAUAAUUACCAUAAAUCCUUGAGUAUAAUACGUAGGAGAUUUUUAGGGGGCUGUACCUCUGAAAAACCUAAACCUUGUGUAUUUGAAGAAACACUCUCACCUACAGAAACAACUGAUCGAGCACCUUCACCACCACCUGCUCCUACACAAGAUGGAACCAACAAUGGAAAACGUUCUCGACAAGUUAGUGAUGAUGACAGCAGACCAAAUUUUAUUCCUGACCGAAAAGAGCCAGAUGGGUUUGUCCACUUAGCUGCAGAUAUAUUAAACUUCAUGAACCACUAUUUUAUCAAUUCAGUCAAUCCAGCUAUACAAAAGCUUCUAAGGGAGGCUUUGAAUGAAGAACACAUGUCUAAUCUUGCAUUGGUUAUCAAAGAACUGGAUAAAGAAUGCUGCCGAUCUGGUUCAGAUCGCACCUAUGAAGAGCUUUCAGUUGCUUUGGCAAAGUUUAACCACAGUUUAGUGGCAACUGGCUCGCUAUCAGAGAAUUUGCAGGAUUGUCUUCUAAUUAGCUUGGGAGUGAAUCCCAAUACUUCCGAGGCUUGGCCUCUUACGGUAUAUCCUCGCACUCUCGCAGUUCUAGCAGAAGUUAUUCUUCUGCGUCAACAGAAAGAAAGAGAAACCUCCCCCAAAAUCAUCAGGAGUAUUACUGAGGUUCAAGUAAUGAAUAUAUGGGCUCAGUUCACUCGAACAUUAAAGCAAGCUAUUUUAAACUUUGAUAACAAAAUUGAUCAAUUUGAAGAUGUCAAUGUGGAACAUUUGCAGGUCCUUUUGUUCCUCUUCCACAGCUUGCCUCUGAUGCAGAAGAAGUCUCUACUAUUGCAACUGGCUGAACAUCUUAUUGCGAUUUCACAGGUAGAUCACAGUAAACUGGUUGGUUCUGUACCACUUCCUCUGUCUCGUCUGAUGCUAGUUUUUGAUUACUUUGUGCACUAUUUUUAUGAUCCACCUGCUGUUCUCAUUGAUCAAGUACAGUGGAACCUUUUCACAGUACAUACGCUUGGGCAAGCAGGGGAGCGAGAUGCCAGUUUACCAAGAGCAAGCCAAUUCUUUCCAUGCAGAGAUGUUGAAGGAAAUUUUCGAAAAAAUCUGAGCCCCCAAGAAGCCACAGAAAUUGGUGCUUUCUACCCUCGUUUUUACAACUUGGGUCCAACAGAACUGCACAUGCAAGAUACACCAAAGGUAGAUGGUCUGGCUUGUAGUUUCCUUUUGUCCAGUACAGAAACUGUCAGUUACAACAAAUUAUAUGAAGCAUGUAUUGUUUUAUUAAUGGCUGGAUCCAAAUGUGAUAAAGUGUUGGAAAAAUUGAACUUGCUGGAGGCUUCUGUGAUGAAUUAUCACUUUAUAAUUUGCUGGCGUCUUCUGGCCUGUCUACCUCCAUCUUUGGAAUACCUACAGAUGCUUGAAUCUGGAGAAUUAGGAAUGGGUCCUGGGCAUAUUCUUCACACACUCAGAUGGGCUCCCAGACUUGGACAUAAAACAUUUUCAGGGUGGAUUAAGGAUAGUUUAGUGAAACAAGGGCAGACAACACAUCAGGCUGAUCAACUCCUCACCAAUGCUGAUAAAAUGGCUAACUCUGUAUAUUAUGAUGUUCGACUAGCUAUUAAUUUUAUUCAAGAACAGAUGACUAGCUUCCCUGCUGUUGAUCACCGGACUAUUCUUUCUUCUAAUGAUCUUCCUGGACUAUCUUCAAUUUUAAUGCUUGAUGCUGUUGUUGCCAAAGUCCAAAUCUCUUUGGAUGAAAUCUUUACAAAGGCUAUGGUAAGUUGGAUAUUCUGUUAUUUAUAUUUCAUCUUUAUUUGUUGGUGUCCAGAAACAACCGGAAAUAACAAAUAUGUCAAGGCACUGUUUCCAUUACUGUUUGAUGCUUCAACAGAAUAUUUGGUUGACAUGGUAACAAUGUCAUUGGAAAGAUUUCUUGGUGAAGGAGAAGGGGAGAAAUUCAUCAUGAAAACUUACCUGUAUGUGCUGGAGGUUUGUCAAGAGCUUCUCAUUGAACACACAAAUGAAUUAAGUGGCUUGGAUGAAAAAAUAUUUGUGGACUGCUUGAAAUUCAUGGAUAGUCACCUUGAAAAAACUGCUGGAAAAAAAGCUUUUGAAAAAUUUUAUAUUGAAACAGGAGAUUUAUGUGGUCUGCUUCUGGCUGCUGCUAAUUUAUCACCCCAGUUUGCAACAAAGAUUUUGAAGUUUUUCAAUAAAUUAUUCAUGCUUGCUGAAAAAAAUCCAAAUGAUAAAGACUAUGAAUCCUUGUGUGGCUGCUUAACAAAACUGGCCUCUGUUGAUAUAACAACACUACAGACGUGGUUAUGGAAAAUUGCUUUGACUUCACCCCAGGAUUCUACUGAAGAAGCUGCAAUGAAAGAAAACAGAAUGCUGCUCCAGAGCCUGACUGGUUUCUUUGUUAAAGACAAAAGUCCAGUCAGUGAGAAAGUAGCUCAAACAAUUCUUGUCACAUUAAUUCCAAUGGGCACAAAAAUUCUAGCUUCCAAUAAUGAUAGUCAAGGUUUCUCUGAUCUUGUCAGUGUAAUGAGAUCUUUAGCUGGAGCUGGUCAGGGAAGUGGUCACAAAGCACUGUUCCAGGCUGCUGUUGGAUGGUUGGAGACUUGUUAUUCUCACCUCUCUCAAAAAGAUGUCAUGGAAAAAAUCAAAGAAAAUGUGAAAUCUGGAAAGCAUCUGUCCAUCUUGGAUGCAAUGUGUUCCUUGCUUUCUCACGUGGGAGAGGUGCUCAGUGCACUCAAGAGAAAUUCUGAAAGAGGUGGAGCCACUUCCCCUCCAAUAGACCAUGAUGCUACAACUGCACAGGUAAGAAAAAAUCAGAUUAGAGCAGAGUUUGGUAAACUGUCAUUUACUCCUUUCAAGGAAUCAUUUGAUAACCUAUUCACCUCCAUCAUUUUUGAAAUAUUGAUUUCAAAUUUUGACAAAAAGGCCUGCAAAUUCGGGGCCGGGGCUAUGUCUGUUACAUCAGCUCCAGUACUCAACUGGUAUGUAUUUUAUCAACCCAGAAAAGAUGGAAGGCACAGUAGACCUAGGCAGAACUUGAGCUCAGCAUGCAGUUUGCUAAUAUUUCAGUGUCCUGAAUCUCAAAAUCGCUUCGGGUGUUAUCAGAUCCCCACCGCUCCCUGGAGAUCAAUAUCAACCACUUUGCUGACAGCUCCUGAAGAGGACGAGCAAUAUCAAUUACCACUGCAGGAUGAAGAAUCCCUGAAUAAUAAACUAUGUACAUUUACAAUAACUCAAAAAGAAUUUAUGAACCAACAUUGGUAUCACUGCCAUACAUGUAAAAUGGAAGAUGGGGUUGGUGUAUGCACCAUUUGUGCCAAAGUUUGCCAUAAAGACCAUGACUUGUCCUACGCCAAAUUUGGCUCCUUUUUCUGUGAUUGUGGAGCCAAAGAAGAUAGUAGUUGUCUGGUGUACCGAGACUUCUUACUGAAAUAUUUAGAUUCUGCAAAUACUGUCAAAACGGUAUUGGACUUACUGGAUGUUGUUUUACCAUCUAUGGUUGAAAACUAUCAAGGCAGCUUUCCCAUGGGAAGUGUGGCAAAUGCUCAGAAAGCUCUUGGUGAUCUACACACCCUUCCAAAAACAAUAGACACAACUGACCAAUUGAUGACUGUAACUUUGGGCUCACAAGAAGGAGCCUUUGAAAAUGUCCGCAUGAACUAUAGUGGAGAUCAAGGUCAAGCCAUCCGUCAACUGAUCACUGCUCAUAUGGUGCGGCGUGUUGCUAUGUGUGUCUUAGCGUCUCCCCAUGGUAAAAGACAACAUUUGGCUGUUAGCCAUGAGAAAGGAAAAAUUACUAUUUUACAGUUAUCAGCUCUCUUGAAGCAAGCAGAUUCAAGUAAAAAAAAGUUAACCCUUACAGUGAUCAACAUGAUGAAAAUGCAGUUGUUUGAACUAAUAACUUUGACUUUUGUAGAUAUAGUUGCAUUUACCUUCAGAUGGUAUGGAACUGUUCAUUAUACCGUUUUGGACCUGGUCACUGACAUAGUCCUACUGCAGUGGAUCUGUGUCAGUGACCAGGUUGCAGAUUGCCAUGUUCUUACAUUCACCAGCAAUGGCUCUGUUGCUGAUCAUUUGGUUUUGCACCCAUCACUUGCUUCAGGAAAUUUUAUCAUCAAGGUAAUUUCACAUAAUCUUUUCUGCUAUAGAUUAAUUUUUUAUAAUUUUUUCCAGAUAUAUGAUUUGUCUUUGGAUGCAAUUAGCCCUCAGUAUUACUUCUUGCUACCAAGUGGCAAAAUUCGUGAUUCUACAUUUGUGUUUGGUGAAGAUGGCUGCACUAUGGUACUGAUGUCAUCGUCAGGCCACAUCUACACUCAGAUUAUGGAAGAUGCAAGCAAUGCUCGUCAUGGACCCUUUUACAUUACCAAUAUACUUGAAGUGAAACACAGUGACAUAAAGGAUACAAAUGGUCAAAUAGCUGGUGGUGGAGUUUCUGUUUAUUAUUCCCAUUCCUUGCAGUUAUUAUUCUUCAGUUAUUCUCAUGGAAAAAGCUUUAUUGCCUCUGUUGCCAAAGACCUCUCUCAAGUUAUCAAUCUGUUUCCAAUUGUACUAAAAAGCAACAGUGGUUCUAAUGGUAGUAGUAAAGGCAGUAACAACAAUCAGUCCCUAGUCCAGUGGUCAGAAGUCCCUGGCCACCCUGGUUUGGUUUACUGUAUGACCCAAAGUGCAAACAAUCCAGUCAUCCUCAUGAUCAAGCCAACUUGCAUACUUCUUCAAGAAAUUAAAGUACUCCCAGCAAAAGCUAAGAUACAAGACAUAGUGGCCAUUAGACAUCCUGCCUCCAAUUCAGAUCUGCAACGAACAACAAUGAUUUUGUUGUGUGAAGACGGUAGUUUGCGUAUAUACAUGGCAAAUAUAGAGAACACCAAAUAUUGGCUGUCUCCAUAUUUACAACCUCAAAACCCAAUAGCUGCUCUUAGACCAACAAAAAAGAAAAUCUGUAAAUCAGGCCGGCCAUCAGGAUCUGUGAAUUUUCCCAUUGAUUUCUUUGAACACUGUCAGUCAACAAACGAUAUAGAGUUUGGUGGAAAUGAUAUCCUGCAGGUUUAUAAUGUUGCACAAGUAAAACAUCGCUUGAUUACUGGUGGAAUGUAUAUUGUCAGCACAAAGCCUGGAGGUUUUACCAUUGAGAUUACUAAUACAAACAGCAACAACGUGAUGGUUGGUGUGCGAGUAUCUGUAGGCAAUAUGAGUGUUGAAAGAGCUCCUUCCUACUUGGAAGUAUUUGGCAGAACAGUGCAAGUGAGUGUAUCAAGAGUUCGUUGGCAUGACUUGCCUUUCACCAGAGAAGAAUCGUUGAUGGCUGAUAAAAAAUUCAACCUAUUUGUUGGAACUAGCUCUGACCCAGCUGGUGUGACAGUUGUUGAUUCAAUAAAAGUGUAUGUGAGAUCAAAAGAGUCAUUUGGUUGGCCAGAGGAACCUGAUGAAUAUCCUGAAACAACUACUAACAAGCCACCAAUUAAUGGAGCUGGUCCAGUUAAUAAUGUCACCGAAUCUGAUGCAGUACCUUUGACUACUAUUCCUCUCACUUCAACAGACAGAUUACUUGCAGGAGCUUUGGAAGUACUUGAUGGAUCCUUUUCCACCUAUCUCAAUGCCGAAGACAAAUUUCAUGGAAGCAGUCCCCCAGCACCUGUGAAAUUGCCACAUCAUCAAGCUGCUCUUGAAAUUGCAACCAGUCUACUUACUUUACCGACCCCAAACAGUGUCCAACAGCAGACAAAAAGUUUGCUGGCAUCUCUAUUCCCAACAAAGGCUGCAUAUCACAAUCACAAAGAUCAUGCCCAAUUAAGUCACGUAAUGCACAGCCUUCUUCAAGGUUCCCAAGACAUGGAUGUAGAAGCUUUUCAACGUUUGGUUGUCACUGCACGUUCUAUUGCUGUCACAAGACCAAGCAAUCUGGUGCGGUUUGCUGAGAAAGGUAGUGCUGUCAUUGAAGAAAUAAAAGGCAGCAUGCUGGCAGAAUUGUUAAUAUGCUGCACAGAAGGCUUAGCAGAAUCCCAUUUGGCUUUGUCUUGGGAUCCUUGUGUGAGUUUUGCCUGCAAACAGGCAUUACUGAAAGUUCUUCGCCCCCGGCAUAGACGGCAAAGACGAGUCUUUAUUCCCUCACCACCAAGAUGUACUUCUCCUGGAAAAAGAGGAGCUACAGCUGAUGAUGAUGAUGACUACGAACACCAGAGCAAAGUACCCAAAAGCCAUGUGCAACAUGAAAAUAAGCCAGAACCAGAAGUUCUAGAACAAGACCAAGAUUUGAUUGGAAAUUAUGCUGAACAGAAUGAACCAAUGAUAUUAGAACCUGCAGACCACAAUCUUCCUUUAGAAGCUCUUCUAGGUGGCAGUGGGGCAAAUUUCCCUCCAAUUGUAGACAUUCCUCCUGAUGCUGAUGAUGAAACUAUGGUGGAGUUAGCAAUUGCACUCAGUCUACAAGAUCAGUCACGACAUGGCACUGAACUGAGCUUGACCGAGAAACUUCUAUUGGUGAUAAUGAUUUGUGAUGAUGUCAUUUUGUGUUUGUGUUUGUGUUUGUUUUCAGUGAGUGGCCGAAGUAGUGCAUAUGGUGAUGGAGCUCAUGAAAGUACUGCCACUGGAGCUCGAAGUGAAACAAGUAGUGUAGGUGUACCCAGUGGAUCCAUGCCACCCGAACUUGGAGAAGUUUUGGAUACUGAGACUGACCACGAUACCACCUACAGGUUACAUUCUCUUCGUUUGAUGUUAAUGGAACAACUUAUGCAGCAUUUCCAUGAGCUACGGGAAGUUGGUGGUGUACGAGCAAUUCCAUUUAUGCAGGUUGUUCUUAUUCUCACGGCUGAUCUUGAUAAUGAGGAAGAGAAAGACCGUGCUGCUUUAGACAGCUUAUUGACUACUAUGCUGAAAGAAAUGAAUUUCCCAGGAAAAGAAUUGGAUCACAUUUCUGAAAGAUCAAAAUACCAUGAAGUGAAGUUAGCCUUAUUAAGACUUUUCAGUGUCUUGCUGUCUCGCACCAAAGCUGGCACUCGAUCAACGUCUGAGAACUCAUUCAUAAACCUUAAUGCAGCAAGUGCCUUGUUAGCUUGUGGAGCAAUUGACUACUGUUUGACUGCCCUCCAUAACUUGUUACCUUAUUGGAAGCAAUACAAUGGAGAUGAGGAUGAAGGAUCUAAUCUCCCAGGCCAACUUUUGAAACCCCACCCGAUGUGGCCACCACCUGACAUGACACCUUUCUUCCUGAGACCAUAUGUCAAAGGUCAUGCUAAUGAUGUCUUUGAGGAUUAUCCCCAGUUGUUAACUGAAAUGGUUCUCAGACUUCCUUAUCAGUUGAAAAAAAUUGCUGAUUCAAAUACUGGAAUUCCAGCACCUGUAUUUGAAGAUGGUUGGUUUAGUAUACUUUCAGAAUACAUGAUGACACCUCAAACACCUUAUGUGAAGAGGCAAGUAAGAAAAUUGCUACUUUUCAUCUGUGGUUCAAAAGAGAAAUAUCGCCAACUUCGUGACUUACAUGCGCUUGAGUCUCAUCUGAAAUCAGUUAUGGAAAUUUGCCAUAAGAGUGGUUUAGAUGUAACGGCUGCUGAUAUGUUCCUUGGCACCAUUAUACUACCAUACGAUACUCUUCUCACAAUGAUUGAACAUUUGAAGCAAUGCUCUGAAAUUGCCACUACACGUGCUAACAAUUGGCAGCUGUUUUGCCAGAAGGAAACUGAUAUCCUUGUGUUUUUGAUGAAAGCAAGCAUCAUGCUUGAUGAAGGUGUUGCCCCUGUCUUGCUACAGCUGCUCCAGUCAGCUGUGUGUGGCUCAAAGAUAACUCAGCUAGCAGGUUCAAGUUCUAAUAGCUGUGGAUCUCCUACUAAGCGCAAGAAAGAAAAAGAUUCUGCACCUAAUAUGAAUACAGAAGCUAAUGAGGAUAAUGGCCAACGCCAAUUCCAGCAGCAGAUGGAUGAGCAGCUCUGCUAUGACCUGGUGCAGCAACUUAACCAAACGGUGGACCAUGCCCUCCUUAUGAAGUUUGUGCGCUCCUUCCUCUUAGAGUCCAACUCAACUAGCUGUCGCUGGCAAGCACACACGCUUAUUCUGCAGAUUUACAGAAUCUUAAUCCAAGAGUAUUUAGAAAAAGCAGUAUCUGUUCUAAAGGAAGAAAACCAGAUAUUAGCCAACCAUCCAAAUGCCACAAUUUAUAAUAUGCUUCAAGGUUUGGUUGAUUUUGAUGGCUAUUAUUUAGAGAGUGAUCCUUGUCUUGUCUGCAAUAAUCCAGAAGUUCCUUUUGCAAACUUGAAGCUUUCUGCUAUUAAAGUUGAUUCUAAAUUCACUACAACAACUCAAAUUGUAAAAUUGGUUGGCAGUCACACCAUUUCAAAGAUCUCGCUUAGGAUAAGUGAUCUGAAAAGAACUAAAAUGGUGCGUGUAAUGAAUAUCUACUACAACAAUAGAUCCGUACAAGCUGUGGUGGAGUUGAAAAACAAGCCUGGUUUAUGGCACAAAGCUCGUAGAGUUACACUUGGAAAUGGACAAACUGAUGUUAAAGUAGAAUUCCCCAUUCCAAUUGUAGCCUGUAACUUAAUGAUUGAGUAUGCUGAUUUCUAUGACAAUUUACAAGCUACUGCAGAAACAUUGCAGUGUCCUCGGUGCAGUGCAAGUGUUCGAGCUAAUCCUGGUGUUUGUGGCAAUUGCGGAGAAAAUGUUUUUCAAUGUCAUAAGUGCAGGUCUAUUAACUAUGAUGAAAAAGAUCCUUUUCUGUGUAAUGCUUGUGGUUUCUGCAAAUAUGCUAAAUUUGACUUCACGAUGACUGCCAAGCCAUGUUGUGCUGUUGAUCCCAUUGAAAAUGAAGAUGAUCGGAAAAAAUCAAUUGCAACUAUCAACAGCUUAUUAGAAAAGGCAGAUCGUACUUAUAAACAACUGCAAGCACACAAACCAUAUGCAUCAUUUCAACUGUUUUUACAGAUCUAUACCCCAGUCAAAGAUCUCACAAAUCGCUGUUUCAAAACUAGUCAGCUGAGUUGUUUUGGGGAAGAGAGCACUGCAACUAAUGUCCCAAACAGUAGUGUACACAAGGCCAUACAGCAGUUGGCCACGAAGUACUGUAUCGAAUGCAAAUCAUCAUUUGAUGAGCUCAGUAAAAUCAUUCAGAAAGUACUUGCCUGCCGUAAGGAGCUUGUUGAUUAUGAUCGUCAACAGAAAGAAGCUGUUUUAAGUGGUGUGGCCAGUGACUCACCAAUUACAAGUCCGCAAGGAAGUGUGACAAGUUUAAUGCACCAGUCACACCCUUCAAUGUCAUCUUCCAUACACAAAGCAAGAGAUAGUUACUUGGCAACUCCACUUAUGCCAGUGGCACAAGAAAAACAUCCAGAACACAAUCCUUGCACCUUUUGUAAUUGUGUAAUAUUACCUCCUCAGGGAAUGAUUAAAGAACUGAUUGAUUACAAUCUACGCCGAGGUACUCUAAGUGUACGCAAUGAGGUUCGAUCCCUCUUGUGUCUUCUUACACGAGAUAACCGCCGAGCUACAGAAGAAAUGAACAACUUACUUAUGACCAGAAUUGCUUCAGCUAUGAAUGCAUACCUUUCAAACCCUGAUUUGGGCUCUUCGGUGCGCCAUGAAAUCCUGUUACUAGCAAGUUCGGUUCAACAAGAAGAUUCUUGUUGGGAGCAAAGAGUACGCUGUGUGAUGCGUCUCUUUCUCAUGGGGAUGCAACUAAAGAGUCCUCUGGUGAUGGAAAGCAUUACAUUGCCUUGUUUGAAAAUUAUUCAACACCUUGUAAAAUCCGAUGGUCAAUCAAAACGUGGGAAGGAAAAAGACACCAAUUCUUCAGAUAUCCGGUUGAUGCCGAGUGGCAUCCAUAUGAAUGCCAAGUCGUGGUUAGCUGGUGAUCCAAAGUUUUGCUUCCAGAAUUGGAGACGUUAUCUUCCCAAAAGAAAUGACAAAGGUUAUUGUUAUAUUUUAUAUUGGGCGACUUUAUACAAAUUAUUGAAGUUUAUUUCUUCACAGGAAAUAGAGCAUUUAGAAUACCUUGAAGAAACUAGUCUGAGUUCAGAUCUCUCACAAGGAUUUGCACUGAAAUCAUUAACUGAAUUGCUUUCAUUAUUUGUGGAACAAGAAAACAUCAAACAUCAAUAUAAGAACAAGUUGGUGGGUUAUGUGCUCAAUGGUUACUUAUGUCUUCGUAAGUUAGUUGUACAAAGAACAAAAUUGAUUGAUGAGACUCAAGACAAACUUCUUGAACUUCUUGAAGAGCUCACCACGGGUACCGAAUCAGAAACGAAAGAAUUCAUGGCAGUAUGUGUUCAAACAAUCAAGAAAUACCCUCUUGAUGAUUACCGAUCCCCAGUGUUCAUCUUUGAACGACUCUGCAGUAUCAUUUAUCCAGAAGAAAAUGAUGUGGGUGAGUUCUUCAUGAUCUUAGAGAAGGAACCCCAACAAGAGGACUUUCUCCAAGGAAGAAUGCUGGGUAAUCCCUACAGUUCCAAUGAGCCAGGUCUUGGACCCCUCAUGAGAGACGUUAAAAAUAAAAUUUGUCAAGAUUGUGAAUUGGUUGCACUCUUAGAAGAUGACACAGGCAUGGAGUUAUUGGUGAACAAGAAAAUUAUCAGCUUAGAUUUGCCAGUGAAAGAAGUUUACAAGAAGAUUUGGGCUCCUGAGCAUGGCGAUUGUGGAGGUCUGGAAGUUAUGCUUCAAAGGCUAGCAACUAUCAAAGAUUUGGUGCUAGGUAAACAGCUGAUGAUGGUACUGCUUAAAUUAUUCACAAGAAGCAACACGGCAUUAUGGUCUGAACAAGAAAGUGGCAUCAGUGGCAGCAAAGGUCAGAGUAUCACAGAACAGGUAUUACAAAUAAUGGAAGUUAUUUUGAUGGAAGCUAGCUGCCAGCCAACUGAUGAAUAUAAGAAAUUUUCUAAACUUUGUGGUGACAAAGACCAACUCAUGUUGCUACUAGACCGAAUUAACAGCCCAUUUGUGAGAGCCAACUCUAGUGUACUCCAAGCUCUUAUGAAACUUAUUCCAUUCUUGGCAUUUGGAGAUGAAGAUAAAAUGUUAGCUCUGAUUAAUCACUUUAAACCUUAUUUAGAUUUUAACAAAUUUGACUUUGAGCAUAACCAAGAUGAACAAAUCCAUUUAGAAUGUUUCUGUGUUAUUGCCAGUGGUAUCAAGAGUACUGCUAAUGGAACUUGGUUGAAGAAUAUGAUCUUGGAGCAUGGUAUAGUCAAUUCAGCUGUGGAUUUCAUUUUAUCUCAUGCUCCUCCAGUGAAGACAAUUGGCACAAGUUGUCAGAGUCGCACAGAAGAAAUGAGCACUGACACAGAAGACUGGCAGGAGUUCCUUGGAAAAGCAUCUUUGAGUUAUGUUCUGCGAUUGUUAACAGGAUUAUGUUCUGGACACACUGGAACUCAGUUAUUAGUUGGAGAAGAGUGUAUUCCAAUUCUUCACAAGCUCGAACAGAUUUCUUCAGAUAAACACAUCGGUACAAUGGCAGAGAAUUUACUGGAAGCUCUGAAGGAAAAUGAACAGACGGCAGCUAAAAUAAUUGAUGUACGGAAACAAACAAAAGCAGAAAAGAAACGAUUAGCAAUGGCUGUUAGGAUGAAACAACUUGGUGCAUUGGGCAUGACGACAAAUGAAAAGGGCCAGGUAACUGUCAAAAGUUCUGUUCUCAAACAAAUGGAAGAAUUGAAGGAAGAAAUAGGUCUUACUUGUUGUAUUUGUCGAGAAGGUUAUAAAUAUCAACCACAGAAGGUCUUAGGUAUUUACACAUUUACUAAACGAGCCAACCUUGACAACUAUGAGAAUAAGACAAGGAAGUCACAAGGCUACAGUACAGUAUCCCACUUUAAUGUCGUGCAUGUUGACUGUCACACUGCUGCUGUCAGACAUGCAAGAGGUCGAGAGGAAUGGGAAAGUGCUGCUCUACAAAACGCAAACACUAAGUGCAAUGGUUUAUUACCUCUGUGGGGCCCGCAAGUCCAGGAGUCAGUGUUUGCCACUUGUCUUGCCAGGCAUAAUGCUUACUUACAAGAAUGUACUGGUGUCCGGGAUCCAAGCUAUCCGUACACCAUACAAGAUAUAAAGUUGUUACUGUUAAGGUUUUCUCAUGAAAAGUCUUUCAGUGAAGACAGUGGUGGAGGUGGUCGCCAAAGUAAUAUGCACCUUGUACCGUACUUAAUGCACAUGGCAUUAUAUGUCAUAAACACAACUCGGUCUGUUCCUCGAGAAGAAAAGAAUCUUAGUAACUUUUUGGAAAUGCCUAAAGAAAAAUGGGUAGAAAACUGUUUUGAGGCGGAAGGUCCGUUGUAUUGGUUAGUGAUGGCUGUUCAUAUCUUAUCACCUCAGAAGUGGAGAGAUCACCGAGUUAGUCUGAUUGAACGACUCUUUGUCCUUGCACAUGCUAGAAAUGUUUGCUCAACUGGAGCAAAAGCGUUACCAGAUCGUACAUUGAAAGAUCUUUCCGUAUAUAAACCUUCCUUUGUAUUUUUUGGUCUCUUAUCCGGGUUAUAUGACAAAAUCUUUAAGAAAGUAACAGUCGGGAAUGAUGGUUCCUGGAGCUCAGCAAUUGCAGAACACAUCAGGCACACUGAUAAGUCUCUUCUUGAAACUUGUGAUCGAUUAGUUGCUAGUUAUGAACAAGAAAUGUUGCCCUGUGAAUCUAUCAUGGAAUUCUUUGAUGUAUUUGGUCUCUUAGAAGAUGUUCCCAAUCCUGAACAGUUCUUCACGAAUCUUUUAUCUUCUUUUACUACACCUUCUACUAACAGAUCUUCAGCAACAUCCCACUAAAUGUUUCUCUGUCACUUUUUCUUUGGGGGAAAAAGAUUUGGUGAUCACUUUCUGGCAACUUUCACACAUUGCCUAUUUGUACAAUAAAAGAGUACUAUAACAGUAAUUUCUAUGUUUAAAUUAUGUUGUCUCUCGCAGGUUUCCACCUAAGUAUUAAUGAUUCCAUCUGUAAGGUAAUGUUACUCUUCCCUGUAAAGUUGAUGAUAGCUUUAUGAUCUUGGCUGUGACCACUUGGAACAAGUUUCUCACUAAUCAACUAAAUUAACUUAUUACUUAUAUUUUGUAUGGACUAAGUUGCAGGUGUAUUUUUUUUUUUUUUUUUUUUUUGGAAGUUUUGUUGCGAUAAUUAUGUAAGUAAUAUAAUGAUAAUAAUAAUAAUAAUGAUAUAUGUUAAUAUAUAUAAAUGUUAAGUUUUUCUGAGGGGAAAUUAUGCUUUGCUUACUAUUAUGUUGGUUGAUACCUUCAGAAAAUGAAGCAUUUAAUUUGACACCUUCUCAGUGAAAAUAUGUUAAACCAGUGUUUAAGACUAAGAUAGCUGACAAGAUAAUCCUAGAAAUACGAUUAUAUAUGCUGAAGAAUUAGUUCCAUUUUGGUUAAACAUUGGAAUUCUGGAAUUCAGAGAAUAAGACUAAGUCUUCAGUUUCUUCUGGUAUUAAUUUUUAUUGAAAACAUUUUGUUUUAAUGAUCUUGGAUUAAAUAAUUUAUUAAAACAAAUAUUUUCUCCAACCAAUUUUUUUUUGUCAAGAAGAAAGUUCCUUUUCUGUUUAGGUCUUUCCGACAAGUUUUGUUUUGUAAUUUAUUUCAAAGAACAUGUAACAUUGCUGCUACUAAGUGAUUUUAUUUUUUAUUGACUCAGUCAGUGGACAUUUUGCCAGAACUGUUUCUUGAGGAUGCAUGUUGCUUUUUUUUUUAUUACUAUUAUUAUUAUUAUUAUUAUUGAUGCCUAAUGUUUCUACAAAAAAAAAAAAAGAAAAGAAAAAUGAAAAACCAAAACAUUCUUCAUCAGUUUGGAUUAAAUGUUCCUGUCGUCAAACCAAUGGGGCUUCUAUAUCCGAAAUUAAUUUCAGAAUGAAGCACUAAAAUAUUUUUGCUUGAUUAUUAAAACAUAUUAAAAUAUA